Messenger RNA from Paramecium sonneborni, 440 nucleotides. The record is from the annotation of a GenBank genome assembly. Lineage: Eukaryota; Ciliophora; Oligohymenophorea; Peniculida; Parameciidae.
AUGAAAAAUAAAAGAAAACAUAAGAUUAAACAAUUUGAAGAAAUCGAAAUUAACGAAACAUAUAAGGAUACUCCUUCAUCAAAAUAAGAAGAUAGCUAAAGUAAUGAGAUUGAUCAAACAAGUAAUUCAAUUCAGCACUAAGAACAGGAGUAAAAAUAUGAUUUUAAUGUUAUACCUAUAAAAGUAAAAUAAAAUUAUUAUAAAUUUAGGUGGUAGCAUUAACAGUCUUUCUAUUUUUAUUGGGUGUUAUUUUUAUAAUUUUUGGUUUAGUUUUUUUAAUCAAAAACCCAAACAAAUUUUAAUAAUACAUUUCACUGUUAAUAGUAGGAAGCUUGAUGAUAAUUCCAGGAGUCUAUUAUAGUUGUUUAUUAAUAAAAUUUAUGAGAGCUGAUACUAGAUCUACUUAAUAGAGAAUUUUAAAUGAACUUCCAAUAGAUUGA